This is a messenger RNA of Exophiala aquamarina CBS 119918, 1221 nucleotides long. RefSeq names its product microsomal epoxide hydrolase. The transcript is spliced from 3 exons. The record is from RefSeq and is a predicted model, not a curated record. Gene Ontology annotation, molecular function: epoxide hydrolase activity. Gene Ontology annotation, biological process: epoxide metabolic process. Bases 1 to 1221 code for a protein of 406 amino acids. NCBI's taxonomy places the organism in Eukaryota, Fungi, Ascomycota, Eurotiomycetes, Chaetothyriales, Herpotrichiellaceae.
AUGUCUUCAAUCCAGUCCUACACGAUUUCGGUGCCAGAAGAGAAGAUCGAGCGGCUCAAGGCAAAACUCGCCCUCUUCGACCUCCCCGACGAAUUGCCUGACGCAGAGCCGUGGGCUCGCGGGCCUCCGCUUUCAGAAAUCAAACGGCUCGCAAACUACUGGGCCAACGGAUACAACUGGCGAAAGGCCGAAGCUCAGCUCAAUGAAUUUCCCAAUUUCAUCACCAGGGUCCAAGUCGAGGGAUUCGACACGUACGAUGUUCACUUCAUUCACCAAAAGAGUACUGUGAAGAACGCAAUCCCAUUGCUUUUUUCUCACGGGUGGCCGGGAAGUUUUAUCGAGGCCACGAAGAUUCUACCGUUGCUUGUGGACGGUGGGAAGGACUAUCCGGCUUUCGACGUUGUGGCACCGUCUCUGGUGGAUUUUGGGUUUUCUUCUUCGAGUUUAAUGUCCGGGUUUACUGUUGAACAGCAUGCGGAGGUGUGUCACAAGCUCAUGCUGCGGCUUGGCUAUGAGCAAUAUGUUGUGCAGGGGGGAGAUCUUGGCUACGCUGUGUCGCGUCUUCUUGCAAUGAAGUACCCCGAGUCCGUGAAGGGACAGCUCAUCAAUCUCGCCGUCCCAAGCGAACCGACAAUCACCAGCCAUCCAGCGCUUUUCCAACAAGUGCAAUCGACACCACUUACGGAAUGGGAAAUGGCUGGCAUUGCAAGAACCGAAUGGUUCAGCGUUGAAGGCGCCGGGUACAAUAAAUUGCAGCAGACAAAGCCACAGACGCUGGCGUACGCAAUGGCCGCGAACCCAGUCGGCCUGCUAGCCUGGAUAUACGAUAAGUUGCACGACUGGGCGGAUGAAUACCCCUGGACGGACGACGAGCUGCUGACGUGGGUAAGUAUCUAUGAGUUCUCCACGGCGGGCUCAUGGGCGAAUCAACGCAUCUACUAUGAAGAUGCCCACGCCGCGACCGGCCCGUCUUUCGCGCAGGCCGCGAGCUACAUCGACGUCAAGUUGGGCAUAUCUCGAUUUCCCAAGGAGCUGCUCUUGAGGCCGAGGCUGUGGCAUCAUACCAUGGGUCCUGUAGUACUGAUGAAUGAACACGACAAAGGCGGCCAUUUUGCCGCUUGGGAGGUACCCGAGUUGCUUGUUAGAGAUAUUCGUGAGAUGUUCGGCAGAGACGGUGGUGCUUUUGGUGUCGUUGAGGGUAGAUCUGGGUAUGAGCAGUAG